Molecule: messenger RNA, 6832 nt
Organism: Mirounga angustirostris (Northern elephant seal)
Lineage: Eukaryota; Metazoa; Chordata; Mammalia; Carnivora; Phocidae
Gene: CCDC174
Product: coiled-coil domain containing 174
Exons: 11
Coding region: 55-1548 (497 amino acids)
Cellular component (GO): nucleus
Source: RefSeq, a predicted model, not a curated record
CAACAUCGGACCUUUCCAAGAUGGCGCCAGCGUCGCAUACUUAUCGUCGCUAUUAUGACAGACACUUCCGGUUGUGCCGAACCCAGGCAUUUGAGGCCUGCGGGAGACUGUGCGGGGCCCAGCUUUGCGCUGAGACGCUCUGGCGCCAGAAUGGACCGGAGGAAAAAGCCUUUGGAUGUUACGGCCUCCUCGUUGGUAGACCUUAAGGCUGAACUCUUCCGAAAACAAGAAGAAUUCAAACAAGAAAAACUUCUCAAAGAUUCUGGCGUUUUGGGAAAACCAAAAACAACUAAUAAGAAACCAAGUAUCUGGAGCAAACAGAAUGCAGGAGUUUCAAAUCGAGCUGAGAAGGAUGCAGAACAGAAGAUCGAGGAACAGAAGACUUUAGACAAAGCAAGGGAGAAAUUGGAAGAAAAAGCCAAAUUAUAUGAGAAAAUGACUAAAGGAGACUUUAUAGAUGAAGAAGUGGAGGAUAUGUACCUUGUGGAUUUCACGCAGAAGAUCAUAGACAAACACAAAGAAAUGGAGGUGUUUGGUGCCAAUAGAGAUUCUAGAAAGGCAGCAGAAAGAGAUGAUGAUGAAGAAAAUCUUUCUGAAAAAGAUAUACCUCCUCCGCAGGACCCCAGUGAAGAAUGGGUGGAUUAUGUGGAUUCUUUAGGACGAUCUCGGCGCUGUAUGAAAAAGGAUUUGCCAGAUUUGCUGGAGAUGGAUAAAAAUCUUCAAGGGAGGCUUUUCGUUAGUCCUGCUAAUGAGAAAACCUUAUUAUCCGAAGAUAUGAGAAAAGAACUUCAGCGCCAGCAAUGGGAGGAAGAAGAAAGAGAGGCCUUGAAAAGGCCAAUGGGGCCCAUCCAUUAUGAAGACAUUCGUGAAAAUGAGGCCCGGCAACUUGGUGUUGGAUAUUUUGCUUUUGCUCGAGAUAAAGAGUUGAGAAAUAAGCAGAUGAAAACAUUAGAGAUGCUGCGUGAACAGACAACAGAUCAGAGAACAAAACGAGAGAACAUAAAGGAAAAGCGAAAGGCUAUGUUAGAAGCAAGACUUGCUAAACUCCGACAAAAAAAGAUGAAAAAGUCAAAAGAAGAUGGAGCAGAGGAAGAAAAUAGAGAUGUUAUUGGACCUUUGCCACCAGAACCAGAGGCUGUGCCAACUCCACGUACUGCUGCCCAGAGUAGCAAAGUGGAAGUCAUUGUUCAGGAGAGGAAGGAUACCAGGCCCGGAGUGCCCCAUGUCCGAGAGUGGGACAGAGGAAAAGAAUUUUCCUUUGGGUACUGGUCGAAGAGGCAGUCAGAUCUCCGGGCCGAGAGAGAUCCUGAGUUUGCUCCACCAUCAGAUUACUUUGUGGGUCAAAAGAGAACUGGUACCUUUGGUAGCCAGACAUGGAACAGACCUGCACCUGCACAGAGUGACUCAGGACAGCGCUCUGGCCAGAGCCAUGACCCCAGCUCUUCACAUACAUCAUCCACUCCCGCCCCCAGCAGGCCACCACAAGCCGCCACAGUCACUUUCGAAACUCUGGAUGAUAUGAUAUCAUAUUAUAAACAAGUGACAUGAACUUCAAAACCAUUCUCACUUGGGUCUAUACUGUGAUGGUGCCUUUUUCUCCCAAAUUAGGGAAAAUAUAACUUAGAGACAGAAUAGUAUCUUUCUCCUCCUGUCCUUUCCCUAGAUGAUACAGACUUCAGGUUGGGUUUGUCAGCAAGGAAGAAAGUGAAUGGUACUUCGGGAAUUCUGUGGCCACUUGGCUGUUCAUUUCUUUCUGAUUGAUAUGGUGACCUGUCUGCCUGGAUUUAUGUGUAAGCUGUCAUAAUAUGACCCUGAGGAGUUUGUAAUCCUGUUUCCUACCCACUCCCUUGGCUUAUUUGAUUUAAGCGUUCCAUUCCUUUCCUUUUGUAAAUACUAGCAUGCAGCUCUCUUUGUUCCAACGAUUCAGCUUCCAUAUCAGUUGAUGGAGCAUCUGUCAGGAGGCAUGUUUGCCUGUCAAAGUGGCAAAUGAGGGGACACUGUGUGGGGCAAGUGGUUUAGUCUCUAAGGGGACCCUGAAGCUGGUGGACUGCUAAGCAAUAACAUUUGAAAUGAUAAAGAAGACCAGGAAAGAGAACCUCAUAAUCCAGAAAGGUAGAAGGUGAAGUCACUUUUAUUGUCAGCACACAGGCCUUAUGGGCAUUCAUUGUGUGUGGAGUGCCUGGGGCCCAUUUGGAGGCUGUUCGCUGAGUCAGAGAGUGAGAGGCUCCUUAGCUUAAGGGUUAGUUUUUCAGCUGGGCCUGUCUCUCUGCUGUGCCCCCUGUAGGCCCUCAUCACUUUCAGGAGCCACAUCACCUCAGAAGUCUAAUUAAAAUAGACCUGGGCUGGAGUGAGAGGCAGGGAGGUCUCUUCAUCUUUACUACCAGUGAGUUAGUGAGCAGAGCUCCGGAAGCAUUUCCUGUGCCUGAAUACAUCCCGUCCUCUGCCUGCUGCACCUCCGUGUCUUCUCAGCUCCAGACAAGCAGUGGGAGUUGGCCACCAGGCCCAUAGGGCUCCAAUGGCUGCCUCCCAGGCCAGUGAAUUCUGUAAGAACAUGCUAGAGCAGAUCUUCCAAGUGCCAGAAGGAGCCUCUACUCCAGUGGGCUCUGAUCCACAUAGUUUCAGUGGUGUUGAUGGGAGUGCUCCUUACAGAUUGCAAACUAGAGCCCAGAAAGGGUCAACGAUUUGUCCAAGGUCCUGUGGCAUCAAACGGCAGUUCUGGGACUUAAAUGUAGCUUGUUUAGGCUCAUGUUUGCUCCAAAUUCGAUUUCUCCAGUGCCCUCUGCUCUCAGUCUUGUCACUCCAAUAUCAAGUAGUACUAGACAAAAAUCCCAAAUUCUUGCAAACUUAACCUCUGAACUCUGUGCCAAGGGUAAAGUUGCCUGUCCUAAGGGUCAUUCUGUCAGUCUGAUCAGGCAAAUACCUCUUUUUAAAAAUAAUACAUUAAAAUCAACUGACCCAGCCACCUUUUUGCAGAAAUUGAUAAGCUGAUCCUAAAUUUGUAUGGAAUUGAAGAGACCCAGAAUAUCCAAAACAAUCUUGAAAAAGAACAAAGUUGGAGGACUCACACUUCCUAUUUCAAGACUUACUACAAAGCUACAGGAAUCAAAGCAGUGUUGGUACUGACAGGAUAAGCACCUAGAUCCAUGGACUAACACUGAAGUCCAAAAAGAAAGCUAUAUUUCUGUAGUCAAUUGAUAUUUGACAGUGGUGCCGAGGCCAUCCAGUGGGGAAAGAAUAGCUUCUUCAACAGAUGAUUUUGGGACAGCUGACUAUCCACACGCAAAAGAAUGAAUUUGGACCCAUAACUUGGGCCAUAAACAAAACCAACCCAAUGUCAAAAUGGAUUGAAGACCUAAACAUAGGAACUAAAACUACAAAACCAACUGAAACAGCUUGUAGGACGAAGGGAGAGGAGACAGAAAAAGAAAAAUUGGAAUAGUAGAAAGAAAAAAUAGAAUUAUUAGUUAUACUGGAAUCAAAAAAAAUGGAAGAAGGGAAGGAAGAAAACAGACAAAUGAGAAAGAUGGAGAGAGGGUAUGGUUAUAAGGUAGAGCAGAAGGACUUGAGAGACUGUUUGUGGAGAAGGGACAGGAAGUCUGGUCAGGCAGCAGUAAGCCCUGUGGGAGCCAGUGGUCAUGAGAGGGAUCCCCAAAUAACCUUUUGUCGCCAGGAUGGCCCAACCUAAGGUGGACGGCAAAGCACUCUGCACGUUGGCUCAUGGUCACUGUCGACUAGUAACUGUAAGUCAUUUUCUCUAGGAUUUCAAGACUAUAUAAACAUUUCUCAUUUUGUCUUAGCAUACAGGUAGUUUAGUGUUUCGGGAGCCCAGUUGUUACAUCCUCUUGCCUUUCAGACCCAGAGUUCAAGUGUUGACGCAAUUCUGGUUUUACCAUUUCUCAUGGGCCUGUUUUGCACAUGUGUAUCCAGCAGAUGGCGCCAGCAUUCUCAAGACUUCAGAUUUCACUCUGCAACAGCACCGCCCAAUAGAAAUAUGAUGUAAGCCGUUUUCAGUUUUCUGGGAACCACAUUAAAAAAGUGAAAUUAAUUUUAUGACAUACUUUAACCCAGUAUAUCCAGACUAUUUCAACAUUUAAUUAUAUUAAAAAUACUGAAAUAUUUUAUAUUUCUUUUCACACCAAGUGUUAAAAAAUCUGUAUGUCCACUGAUGGACAUCUCAAUUCAGAUGCUAAAUUUUCAUCAGGAGUACUUGGUCUAUAUUUAUAUUUCUUAGAAUAUACAGUGAAAAAGUAGAUUCACACACCCAAGUUGUUCCAAACACACAAACCUUUCCGAGUUUGCCAGUAACUGAAUCAAAUAUCAGUUCUUAAUACAAUUUUAGUUCCUUAGUCAUACUAACCACAUUUCAGAUGCUUAGAAGACACGAGGCUAGUGCUACUGUGCUGCAUAGCACAACUCUGAUCUGUUUUUAUAGGCUUCAGGGUCUGACUACACAUAACCCUUCCCUUAGUAACUAAAGGAUUGAUAAACAUUUCUUCCAGGCAUGCAUUAAGCACGCAAGCUAUUCUCACGGCAGUGUUUAACUCGGAGGCAAGGAGUCGUGAAAACAUGACCACACCUUAUUCAUUUUUUUGUAGAGCUAAGCGAAAUGUUUUGGAUCAGAAAUUGCUUUGAAUUAUUUGUUUUCAUUGUAAUCUUUCCUCUAGGCCUUUGUGUGUUUUGAUACAGUCCCUUUGAAUUGGCUAAAUAAAUCAUUUUGUUUGCUUGCAAAAUUCCCAAAGGAGAAACUUUAAAUCCAUAUACAUGAGAUUGCUGCUAUGUUUAGCCAUACAUUUGCCAAAGAUUUGUGGGAUCGUUUAUUUCCUCUUAAAGCCACAGUGCAGCCUGCAGGAUGGUUUUCAGCUAACCUUGUUGUGACAUCGAGAUGAGGCAGUAGAAUUUAGAAUUUGGAACAGGGGUGGGUACUGGUCUUUACAGUUAAUACCACAUAGAGGAGCCACGCCAUAUGUGCUUAGUUUCUUUUUCAGCCAGUGCAUUGAACUAAGUCAGUUAUAUAUCAAGCAGUUCCUGUAAAAAGCUAUAUGGCUAAGGUAAGUGAUGAUAAUUAGAAUUUGUUGACCUGCUGAAAAUCGUGAGAGAAAAUGAAACCCCCUGGCCCUUCCACCCAGCCCUUGUGAGCUGCCUUGGUGAGGCAUUUAGCUAGUAUAGGUUAUGGACAUCUAGCUUAAUGUUUAACGUUUAGGGUCGGGGGGAGAGAAUGAUGUAAUAGGUGUACAUUAUUGUCUAGGAAAACUGGAAAAAAACGAAGCAAGGCGUUUUAAUGAAAACCUGGCUCUCAGGCCCAGUAUUGAUCUGUUACUGUGUUUCUUAAUAAAUCCUGGGCUGCAUUUAUAUACACAUGCAUAUUAUUAAGUGCAUGUUUGUCCAGUGAUGGGAAUGGUCAGAAAUAUUCUCUGUCAACCUCAAUUUAAACAGCUUCUUUCUCCACCACAUUUCUAACUGCCACGUUCUUCCUAACUCUGAAAACUCGCCUGCUUGGUGGCAGUUUUGCCUGGUGGUAAGCAUUUUCACUGGGGUACGUUGUUUUCUAUUUCUCUUUCUGAUCGUUAUCAGCAAUGAAGCUUCCAUGAACUUGAACAUGGGGGGUAGUUUUAGACACUUGACCCCUCAAUGCCCCUUGCCCUGCCCCACACCUCUCUGUACAUGUUGUUCAGGGUUGUUUAUGUAAACUAGAAACACAAAAGUAGGCCCUGUUCACAGCCCAGUUCUCCCAGGUCACAAAUACAUCUGAGAACGGCACUGCUAUCUUUGCAGGGGACCCAGGAUUUAUUGUCUUCUUUCCAAAAAUGAAUUGAUUUUUUUUAUCGAGGUUUAGUUUACAUAUAACAUACUAGUUUCAGUUGUACAACCUAAUGACUUGACAUUUGUAUAUAUUACAAAGUGAUCACCAUUUUACCAUCCAUCACCAUACAUACAGAAUUCUUUUUCUUGUGAUGAGAACUUUUAAGAUCUAUUCUCUUAGCAACUUUCAAAUAUGCAGUACAGUAUUAACUAUAGUCACCAUGCUGUACAUUAUAUUCCCAUGGCUUAUUUAUUUUAUAACUGGAACGUUGCAGUUUCUGACUCCCUUUACCCAUUUCGUCCACCCCCAUCCUCUCCCUCCGGCAACCACCAGUCUGUUCUCUGUUUCUGUGAGCUUGGCUUUUUGGUUUUUUGGGUUUUUUUAGAUUCCACUUAUAAGAGAGAUCAUAUGGUAUUUGUCUUUCUCUGUCUGACUUAUUUCACUUAACAUAAUGCCCUCAGGGUCCAUCCAUGUUGAAACUGGCAAGAUUUCCUUCUUUUUGUGGCUGUGUAAUAUUCCAUUAUAUAUGUGAGUCACAUUUUCUUUAUCCAUUCAUCUAUCAAUGGACACUUAGGUUGCUUCCAUAUCUUGGCUGCUGUAAAUAAUGCUGCAAUGAACAUGGGGGUGCAGAUAUCUUUUCCAGUUGGUGUUUUUGUUUUCAUUGGAUAAAUACCCAGAAGUGGAAUUCCUGGAUCAUACAGUAAUUCUAUUUUUAAUAUUUUGAGGAACCUCCAUAUUGGUUUCCAUAGUGGUUGCACCAAUUUACAUUCCCACUAACAGUGUACGAGGGUUCCAAUUUCUCCACAUUCUCUCCAACACUUGUUAUUUCUUGUCUUUUUGAUGAUAGUCAUUCUAACAGGUGUGAGAUGAUAUCCCAUCGUGGUUUUGAUAUGCAUUUCCCUGAUGAUUAGGGAUGUUGAGCAUUUCUUCAUAAUUUACAAAAAUCAUCUUUACCUUAGAAGAGGCUUUAUAUCUCUGCUUCCAAUUAUAAUCUACAUAAGUUUUAAGGGAUGUGUGACCAAAGUAAACAUA